Messenger RNA from Penicillium soppii, 1551 nucleotides. Its product is annotated as dihydroorotate dehydrogenase 2. Gene Ontology annotation, molecular function: dihydroorotate dehydrogenase activity. Gene Ontology annotation, biological process: 'de novo' pyrimidine nucleobase biosynthetic process; pyrimidine ribonucleotide biosynthetic process. The record is from RefSeq and is a predicted model, not a curated record. The coding region runs from base 1 to 1551 and encodes 516 amino acids. Lineage: Eukaryota; Fungi; Ascomycota; Eurotiomycetes; Eurotiales; Aspergillaceae. The transcript is spliced from 2 exons. Gene Ontology annotation, cellular component: mitochondrial inner membrane; cytoplasm.
AUGGCCUUCAGCUCUACAGCAAUGGCUUGGAGAGCCAGCGUCCGGGCUCGUGCCCUUCCCACCUCCCGCUGGGCCCAACGGCCUUCGGUAUUUGGACAGCGGGCCGAGCGGCUCGGUGCCUCGAGAUAUGCUUCAGAUUCCGCUGCACCUGCCACCGAGGCUGCGAAGGAGGCAGUUAAGGACACUGCGAAGGAGAUCCCCCGCAAGGCUGGCCGUGGCUCUAAGAAGCUACUGUACGGUACCUCUUUGGCCUUGACGCUGCUGGUGGGCUACAUCUACGGAACCGAUACUAGGGCCAGUAUCCACCAGUAUGGAAUUGUGCCUCUGAUCCGCUUGUUGUACCCUGAUGCGGAGGAUGCGCAUCACAUGGGCGUGGACAUGCUGAAGCUGCUCUACCCGUAUGGUCUUCACCCGCGUGAGCGCGGAGAGCCAGAUAGCGAUGGUGCCCUUUCAACUGAGGUCUUUGGAUACAAUCUUUCCAACCCCAUUGGUAUCUCCGCCGGUUUGGAUAAGCACGCCGACGUGCCCGAUGCACUGUUCGACCUUGGUCCCGCCAUUGUCGAAGUCGGCGGCACCACUCCUCUGCCCCAGGAUGGAAAUCCGAAGCCCCGGGUCUUUCGCUUGCCCUCUCAACACGCCAUGAUCAACCGCUACGGCCUCAACUCUAAGGGCGCCGACCACAUGGCAGCCGUGCUGAAGCAGCGUGUCGCUGACUUCGCCUACGCCGCCGGAUUCGGUCUCCAAGAUGAGUCCUCGCAGCGUGUCUUGGACGGUGAGGCAAACGUUCCCCCUGGCAGUCUCGUCCCCGGCAAGCUUCUUGCCGUUCAGGUCGCCAAGAACAAGCUCACCCCAGACUCCGACAUCGAAGCCAUCAAGCGCGACUACGUCUACUGCGUCGAACGCGUCGCCCGGUACGCCGACAUUCUCGUCGUGAACGUCUCCAGCCCCAACACCCCCGGCCUACGUGAUCUUCAAGCCGCAGCUCCCCUGACAGCAAUCUUGACGGCCGUUGUCGGCUCCGCCAAGAACGUUGAACGCAAGACCAAGCCUUACGUGAUGGUCAAGGUCAGCCCGGAUGAGGACUCCACCGAGCAGAUCUCAGGUAUCUGUGAAGCCGUCUGGAACUCUGGCGUUGACGGUGUCAUCGUCGGAAACACCACCAACCGUCGCCCCGACGCCCUUCCCAAGGGCUUCGUACUCCCAGAGGAAGAGCAGAAGACCCUCAAAGAGACAGGUGGUUACUCCGGGCCUCAGCUCUUCGACCGCUCCGUGGCCCUAGUCGCUCGCUACCGCACCCUGCUCGACCAGGGUCCGCCGUCGGCUUCUGAUGCCAAGUCCGAUGCCCCUGAAUCCGAGCAGGCCGUUGAGAAGGCGUCGAACUCGCCGCGGAAGGUCAUCUUCGCUUCCGGUGGUAUUACCACCGGCCGAGAGGCGCAGGCGGCUCUUAAUGCCGGUGCCUCCGUCGCUAUGAUGUACACUGGUAUUGUCUAUGGUGGAAUUGGCACAGUCACGCGGGUCAAGAAAGAGCUACGUGAGGAGCUGAAGAAAUGA